Messenger RNA from Ceratosolen solmsi marchali, 1367 nucleotides. Its product is annotated as aquaporin. Gene Ontology annotation, biological process: transmembrane transport. The transcript has 5 exons. The record is from RefSeq and is a predicted model, not a curated record. NCBI's taxonomy places the organism in Eukaryota, Metazoa, Arthropoda, Insecta, Hymenoptera, Agaonidae. Gene Ontology annotation, molecular function: channel activity. The coding region runs from base 258 to 1049 and encodes 263 amino acids. Gene Ontology annotation, cellular component: plasma membrane.
CCACCGCCACAGCCGGUGCUCGUGCCCCACGCACCUAUAUGAGAUUCGCGUAAGCUAUAGCGGCGCUCAGUCGCAGAGCCUCGCGCGUCGUAGGAGCAGCUCCUUGCCACCCACUCGCUCGUCUUCCCGAGGCUCAACCGCCGCCGAGUCGACCUCCUCACCGUGCCCCGGCAUCGUCAGGAGAGAGGGAGCUCCGAGAGAGCUUGGCGCCCCCUUCAGCCCUCCGAGUUUUCUCCAGCUGCUGGUGAGCCUUCAGGAUGGCCAAUUUGAGAAAUACCCUGGGGAUACAAGAGUUGACUGAUAAGAAGUCGGGAUUAUAUCGAGCGCUUGUGGCGGAAUUCCUCGGCACUUUGCUUCUCAACUUUUUUGGUUGCGGUGCCGUGAUUACUGGUAGCAUUCUUGCUAUCAGUUUUUCCUUUGGUUUGACAGUCGCUGCUGCCAUCCAAACCAUCGGACAUAUAUCAGGCGGUCAUGUAAAUCCCGCAGUGACACUUGGUCUUCUCGCUAUUGGGAAGAUUCCAGUGAUUCGAGCCAUCUUGUACGUGGUGGUGCAAUGCGCUGGUGCAAUUGCUGGGUCAGCAGUGUUGCGUGCCCUAUCAUCCGAGCGGAUGGAGUCAAGCCUAGGUGCGGUAGCGUUGAAGAAUGACGUGACCCCGGUUCAAGGCCUCGGUGUCGAAUUUUUUCUCGCAUUAAUUCUCGUCCUGGUAGUUUGUGGAGCCUGCGAUCCUGGCAAACCGGAGAGCAAACCCCUCGCUCCCCUCAUCAUUGGACUCGCUGUAACUGUUGGACAUAUCGUUGGAAUCCCACGCACAAGUACGGGCAUGAAUCCAGCGAGGGCCCUUGGUAGCGCCGUUGUUCAGGGAGAGUUUUUGGAUCAUUGGUUGUAUUGGGCUGGUCCGAUACUAGGCGGCGUUGCCGGUGCCCUCAUAUACACCCACGCACUUGGCCCGGCCAAGGAAGUCGAACUGCCCAGGUCUUAUACGACUGUCGCUACCGAUGAAAAGGAGCUCCAUCGACUCAGCAGCGGAAAGAGAUCACAGCCCGCUUGAUCACCUUAACCCCGAAGCCCAACGAUCUUUGUUUCUCUUGCCUCAUUCCUUUUCUUCCUCUUGCUUUCUCGACAAUCGUCGACUUUGCGUGACUGACUCACACACCUGCCCAAAUAUUACUAGAAUUCUGCAAUACGUUGAAUUCUCAUUAUGGUGUUUAUAAAAUGAAAACACUCGCUUAUCGAUAACUUGCUCUCACCGUUAUAAGGUACUUUCGAUUCAAUUAACUGCAUUUGUAUUUCGUACAUUUAAUUCACAACGUACAUAAGUACAUUUACAUGAAUCUAAUAAAGAAGUCGAUAUUUAAAAAAUUUAAAA